AUGGCAAAAGUCACCAUCCACUGCGUUCGCCACGCUCAAGGCUUCCACAACCUCUCCCUCGCCAACCACACCAUCGCCGACCCCCUCCUCACCCCCCACGGAAAAUCACAAUGCCAAACCCUCAGCCAAAACUUUCCCUCGCCCUCCCGCAUAACCCACCUCGUUUCCUCGCCCCUCCGCCGCACACUCUACACAACUCUCCUCUCCUUCCCAACCGCCAUCACCCGCGGUAUCCGCAUCCUCGCCCUCUCCGAGCUCCAAGAAACAUCAAACCUGCCCUGCGACACCGGCUCAAGCGUCGAUGCCCUCGAAGCUGAAUUCGCAGACGGAGAGUUCGCUGGGACAGUGGACCUGAGAUAUGUGAGUGACGACUGGAACUCGAAAGUCGGCAGGUGGAGUCCGGCUGCGCAUCACAUCGAGCGGCGGGCGCGGUCAGCGCGACUUUUCCUCCGCGCAUUGGCAGACCAAAGUCUCGCGCUGAAUCCGGAUCAAGAUGUUGAAAUUGUGGUUGUCACGCAUGGAGGAUACCUACACUAUUUCACAGACGAUUGGGAUGGAGCGGGGAAAUUUGUAGGGACCGGGUGGGCGAAUACGGAAGUGAGGAGUUAUGAGUUUGUGGAGGGGGAUGAGCAUGGUGCUGGGUUGAGGGAGACGAGGGAGAGUAGGUUUGGGAGGAUGGGUAGUGAGACCCAGCUUGGGAGGGAGGAGCAGAGGACGUUGAGGGAUGCGAUGGAGAAGGAGUGGUGUGAGAGUGGGUAUCAGGGCCCGCGGGAGGAGAGUGCGAAAUUGUGA
Messenger RNA from Cadophora gregata, 792 nucleotides. RefSeq lists its product as uncharacterized. Gene Ontology annotation, molecular function: phosphatase activity. The transcript is spliced from 2 exons. The record is from RefSeq and is a predicted model, not a curated record. NCBI's taxonomy places the organism in Eukaryota, Fungi, Ascomycota, Leotiomycetes, Helotiales, Ploettnerulaceae. Bases 1 to 792 code for a protein of 263 amino acids. Gene Ontology annotation, cellular component: cytoplasm.